AUGAAUAAUUCAUCAAGUCCAUCGAUAGAACCAUCUACUACUAAAGUUGUUUUCACUGCCGCUCGUUCUCGUCUAGUACGUGCUGUUCGUGAACUGAAUCUUUACUCUGAUCAUCCAUUUUGGUCACCGACGCUUACUUAUGCUGAACAAUUGCUUAACACUCGACUUUUUAUCUUUUUUGUCUCUAUUUCUCUACUGAUAGUCAUUAUUUGUACUAGUUUAAAUAUUCGAACACACGAAGUCACUCUCGAACGGUUUACUCUCAAUAAAUUUGAACAACUCGAAGCUCUUCAUCCAUUCUCCAUCAACGUACCUUGUACUCAACUAUCUAUUCCUUAUAAUAAAUUCAUCAAUUUAUCUGCACAAUUUCAUCAAGUUUGCUCCAGUCCAUUUAUUAGUCAAAAAUGGAUAUCUUCUCUCUUUCUUCCAAAUGCCACAUCCCAUCAUCUUCUCGAUUUUCGUACAUUUACUUUUGCUCAAUUUCGAACUCUUGCUCUAUUUUGUCGUACGGCACGUCGUGCUGUCACUGAUGCUCAACACGCAUUUGCUUCUACGCAUCUAGUGACUAGUCAUGCUCUUUCUCGCGCACACUUCCUCAAGAUUAUGGAUGUUAUAGUCACGAAUUUUAAACAUCAAGUAAAGGCUAAUGAACGACGAACAGCAGCAUUCGUAUCAUUAAGUAUAGCAGAGAAUCGAGUAUUCUCAGCAUUGCGUACAAAUUAUUAUGUUCAAUCGGUGCCUAGUUCACGUUCUUAUUUAACAAUUAAUGGUGUCUAUGCAAAGAAGAAUACAACAGUGGAAUCAAACUGUUUUUGUCGAUUAGAAGGAAAUCGAUGCAUUUCUCCAACGGGUAUUUUUGACAAAUGGACGCCGCCAGUUUCACUCACUUCAACAGAAUCGAUAUUGACGCCUCGUAUUCAGAUUCCAGGUCUGAUGGCCGGUUGUCUUCCAUUUGAUUCCAUGCGUCAAUCAACACUUGAAUGUCUUUACAAUCAAUCAUGUGUUAAUAUAUUAACCCUUCAGCCUCAAUUGUCUCGACCGAAAGCUUUAAAUGCUUCUAUAUCCAGAUUUCUUGUCAAUGAAACGAUCGAAUCAAUGUUCGAUCAAUCACUUUUCCUUGAAUCAUGGCACAGUACGCCCAAUUUUGAAAAAUAUUUUUCUGCUUGUGCACCUCGAUCGCUCUCCUAUAGUUACGAAGAUCGGUUUUAUUUUUCUACAAUCUUUACUAUAUGUGUUAGUGCGUUUGGUGGUCUUAUUCUUGCUUGGCAAUUAAUUACACCAGCUAUUGUGAAAGUUUGGAAACGAAUAAUAUGGAAAAGACGACAAAGACAUCCAACUAUACCAUUACAAUCAAGAAGUAUUGAAGCGGCUAUUCUAAGUGUAGCACCCAGACCACUCAAUGAAGCUGUGGUCGCUCAUGCUCAUCAAACAAUAUAUACAUUCAAUUUAUUUUCAUCAGAUGAUGAUAAUGAUCCAGAAGAAGAACGUGUAGGUAUCAUUGCCACUCGUUUAUAUAUCCUCUUCUUACUACUUGGUCUUCUUAUUUUGGGUUUUUAUACUUCUGUAACGACGCAUACAGAUAUCGAUAAUAUUCCUUUUCCUACUCUCGAAAAGUUUGAAGAAUUGCACUCUAUGUACUCGUCUUCUCUCGAAUGUCCAUGUACACAUAUGUCUAUGUCCUACGCUCGAAUUAUGUCUAUUAUUCCACGCUAUCAUUCAGUGUGCUCAAGUGAAUUUCUCGAAGACUAUUGGCUAUCCUAUUUCGGUCUAGUUCACCUUGAUGGGACAUCAAAUACGUUUCUUACUUCUGAUUUUCGAGUUAGUGGUCAAUCAUUUUUCGAGUUACUGAAUAUUUUCUGUAAAGCAGCAAAUGAAACAGUUCAGAAUGCACUCGAUGUUUUCCGUUCUACUCGUUUAUUUACAGCUCAUACGAUAUCACGUGAGGAAUUUCAUCUUCAAACAUCUACACGUAUGCAACAAUUUGAACAAUAUAUUAUUUCCUCAUUUCUCAAUAUUGCCGAAUUAGUACAUUCUUCUAUUGAAACUAAUCGUCUAAUUACUGAAAUGUUAACGAGUGAUGCACCUAAAUCAAACUUCAAUAAUCAAACAUCGACAUGGUCUCUUGGUUUUCGACCUCGACGUCUCUAUACUAAUUCUUGUUCAUGUGCUUUAUCGAAUCAAUGUACACGUCCAAUUGGUUUCUACCUACAAUCAGAUACAGUUCGCUCUCAACCUAACGUCACUAUAUCUGGAUUACUUGUUGGUUGUUAUCCAAUCGAUUCUUUUCUUCUAUCUACUUUAGAAUGUUUGUAUGAUCGACAAUGCCUUAAACUCAUAGUUGACAUGUAUGAUUUUGAUGUCGUCAAUUUAGUUCAACCAUUAGACAAACGUGUUCUUAAUAUUUCACCUCUUCAUUAUGAAAGCAGUCGUUUUCAUCCGAAUAAUACUAUGAAAAUGAUUUAUUCACAAUUAUUCGUAGAAGAAUGGAUGACUUCCAGUGAUUAUAUAAAUUAUUAUAUACGUUGUGCACCUACACAAUGUACAUACAAAGUUAUGCGACGUUUCGACAUACCUUACAUGGUAACGAUUAUGCUCGGCUUCUGUGGUGGACUUAGUGUGGUUUUAGAAGUUAUUCUACCACCAAUAGUUAAAAUUAUAAGACAAUGUUGGAAAAAGCGAAUACAACAUCCAGAAAGACAAAUCAACACUACGGUAAUAAAAAAUACUUCUGUUAAUGCCAAUAAUGAAGAAGAACUUCGUCCUGUUUCCAAUGUUUUUCAAAGGUUUUGGUCAUUUAAUUUAUUUUCAUCCGAAAUACUUUCAACUGACAAACAACUCGAGCAUCAGGAAAUCGUGGCUACCCGUAUCUAUUUUCUUCUAAUUUUCUUUUGUCUCGUCAGCGCUUUUCUUUAUGCUAGUCCAUUUACUGAAGAAAUAGACACAACGAUAAUUGCCUUACCUACAUCUGAUAUUGUCAAUAAUUUGCAUGCUAAAAAUAUUUCAACUCUUUCUUGUCCUUGUUCAACCGCAGCAGUUAGUUACUCUAAAUUUCUCCGCAUUAUACCUCAUUACCAUCCAAUCUGUUCUAGUCAACUUACUUCACCUUCUUAUUGGUUUCAUUUCUUCAACAAAACUGAUGAUGUAUCCUUACAACUUAGUGCUCAAUAUCGACUCUUAGCAUCUUUAUGUAAUGUAUCUCGCGAUAUCAUUGAAAACAGAAUUGACAUAUUUGGUACACGUGAAUUAAUUAGUAUAGAAACAGCUACACGUUCUUCAUUUUAUGCACAAACCAAUGCACUUGUUACGACGUUUAUUACUCGAAUUCCAGCUGACUUUCGUCGAACACUUUCAUUCACCAUCGAUUCAUUUGGAGCUAAUCAAUUAUUAAAUGUUUUCUCGAGUAAUUGGCAAGUAAGAUUUACUAGUGAAAAUGAAUAUUAUCUGAUUGGUACCCAUCCACGUCGUUUUUCUUCAUCGAACUGUAGUUGUGCUACGUCAUCUGAUUGUCGUGAACAACUUGCAGAAAAUGUAUUUAGUGGUUGUUUUAUAUUUGAUGGAUUUCGUUUAUCGAAAUUUGAAAACUUUUCCAUGACACCAUUGAUCAAUAAGCUCUUUGUAGAAUCGUGGCAAAAUGAAAGUAAUUAUACAGCGUAUUUUGAAACAUGUCGACCAAUGGAAUGUCGAUAUACACUACCCGAUCGGAACAAUUUUAUUUAUAUUUUGACAACUGUUUUAGGUGUAUAUGCAGGUUUGAGAUAUGCUCUUUAUCUCAUCAUUGGUCAAAUUCUACUCGGUUAUCGAUGGUGGACUAAACAUAUUCGUCGACGACAACAAAUGGAAAUUACUGGAACUGAACCGAUGACCUUGUGA
Messenger RNA from Adineta steineri, 3870 nucleotides. The record is from the annotation of a GenBank genome assembly. Lineage: Eukaryota; Metazoa; Rotifera; Eurotatoria; Adinetida; Adinetidae.